AUGAGAAUCAAAACAUUAAAAUCAAAUCAUCCUCAUCUUGCAACUAGUUACAUUAGUAUUGGAUGCGAUUAUUUUAAUAAAGAUGAUUAUCAACAAACACUUGAAUUGUAUAAUACAGCUUUCGAUACUAUUAAAAAAACAUUUGAUGAAAGUUAUUCUGAUGUCGCUAUAUGUUUAAAUGAUAUAGGUUGUUUAUAUAAGCGACAAGAAAAUUAUUCCAAAGCACUUGAAUUUCAUCAACAAGCAUUGAAUAUUUGUUUAGAUUAUUUACUUGAACAUCAUCCUGAUGUCGGUCAAUCACAUUGUAAUAUUAGUAAUAUAUAUCAUUGUCAAGGCUAA
Rotaria sp. Silwood2 is the source of this 339-nucleotide messenger RNA. NCBI's taxonomy places the organism in Eukaryota, Metazoa, Rotifera, Eurotatoria, Philodinida, Philodinidae. The record is from the annotation of a GenBank genome assembly.